AUGGAAAAGCCUCCAGAAGAGGCUCCCACCGAAUCCUCGGAAAUCCAAAGACCAGCCAAGCCCCCAGAUGACAGCCACACAGAUGGCCAGGAAGACAGCGGGCAGAACCAGUAUGAAGUGGAGGCAGACCACCAGACUGAUGACAGAGCAGCUGACCAGACUGCCCAAAUGGUGUCUGGCCUAGAUGAACCCAACAUAGUUAAUCAAGCUGACUACAAAGUAGAUGAACACAUGGGAGAAAGAACAUCUGAUCAGGCUGAUCAGAGGAUGUCAGAACAGAUGGACAGCAAGGCAUCUAGCCAAGCUGAUGGUGUCAGGUCUGAACAUACUGACAACCAGAUGUCUGCCCUGCCUGAACAAGGUACUUAUGAGCAAACUGAACGGAGAACGUCCAGCCCAGCUGAGAGAAGGGCUUCUGAACAGUUCGACCGAAAGCCAUCUGUGCCAUCUUUACAAAGAGCCCAUGAGCAGAGUGAUCACAGAAUGCCCCGACCAGCUGACCAAAGAACUGCUCAACAAAUUGAAAGUAGAUUGUCCGGCCUGAUUGAGACAAAAACUUAUGAACAAGUUGAUCAGAGAUCAUCUGACCAAGCUGACCACAGAAGAGCUGCAAAGACUCACCGCAAAGUGCAUGACCAGGCUACUAACCAAGAUGAACACCCUGAGACUGACUCUGACAAGGCUGGUGGUGAAUCUGACCAGGCUGAUGACUUACUGGGCAAAGAGCAUGAUUACACAGAAGACAACCUGUUUGACUACGGAGAACAGUCUGAUGACAACAUAUUCAGACAACUUGGCUACGGCAUGGAAGAGGAAGAGGAUGACUUCAAAGUGCAACCCUGCAAAUUUGAGCCUAGCCAGACAGAUGCCAGCAUAUCUAAGACUUCCAAUGAAACUGACACUGAAAGUGUAGCGGACCUGCGAGUCUUCAUGCCAUUUGAUAACAGUACUUUACAAACAAAAGAACAAGCCUACUCUGAAAGGUUUCCCUCCAUUUCAUCUAAACUGGACUAUAUCAUCAGUCGAGAAAAACCUCAACCCACAGAAGUCGAGCCUGAUGAUUUUUCAACAUACCAGGAAAGGAUUUCUGAUGCAUACAGUCAACCUUUUAAGAGGCGAUUCCCUCCUAUAGUAUAUGAAGAUCCUUAUCAAGUUUCACUUCGAUACAUGGAGAAACACCACAUUCUGCAAAUAUUCCAGCAGAUCACUGAAAACUUAGUCUAUGAAAAGCCAGAGGAUCCCCUGAAUUUUAUGCUGGGCCAGGUACAGGAAAUGAUACAAAACAGAAACAAAUGUGAAACCUACAAAGAAUGA
Molecule: messenger RNA, 1314 nt
Organism: Rangifer tarandus platyrhynchus (Svalbard reindeer)
Lineage: Eukaryota; Metazoa; Chordata; Mammalia; Artiodactyla; Cervidae
Source: the annotation of a GenBank genome assembly